AUGAUCGACAUUCUAUCAGCAUUCCUCGGUCCGAAAUUGGUCCUGCAAGCAGCCGGUCGAUGGCCAGAAAAAAACACCACAUUCGGCAUAAAAUUCAGGGAAUUCAUAUCCGAUUUCAUAGAAAUCCUGCUCUGUCUCUUCAGCAUAGCAGAAAUCAUGUAUCUGCUAGACGAUUAUGUAAAUUUGUACGACCACAUGUCUUUGUGCUUCACUUUAUUCGGCCAUUUAGUCAAGAUCCUGAUCUUCAGGGUGUACAGCAAAAACUGGCUGGAGAUUUUCGAUCAAUGCAAAUCGAAGCACUUCAACGAUUACCCGGCUGAGUUCGAUUAUAUCUUGAGGAAGAAUAUUAAUUUCACCGUCCAUUUCGGUAAUUCUUUUAUAACAGCUUGCGUUGUAGCCGCUGCUAUGUAUGCUAUCGUACCGAUGUUAUCCGCUGUUGAUUUACCCAUAAGAUGUUCGAUUUUUUCGCAGGAAUAUAGGGCUGUUGUGUACACAUUUCAAACGAUCUCUCUAUUGGUUUGCGCUUCCACAAAUUCCUCUAUCGAAGCUGUCACGAUGAACGCGAUAAGCAUAUGUGUUGGACAAUUGAGCAUAUUGGUGGAGAAAAUCAAAUCGUUUAAUAUGGUAGACAAGCGAAUCGAUAUUUUCGAAUGCAUUAAGCACCAUAAUGAAAUUAUUCGCUUUGUUGGUAAUGUUGAAGCAGCCAUAUCCAAAAUAGUUCUAGUUGAAUAUUUGAAGAGCAUAUUAGUGCUUUGUUUCUUAGGAUUCCAGUUGAUACAUGUGAUUUUGUUGGAGUAA
Molecule: messenger RNA, 798 nt
Organism: Phyllotreta striolata
Lineage: Eukaryota; Metazoa; Arthropoda; Insecta; Coleoptera; Chrysomelidae
Source: the annotation of a GenBank genome assembly